Dentiscutata heterogama is the source of this 133-nucleotide messenger RNA. Lineage: Eukaryota; Fungi; Glomeromycota; Glomeromycetes; Diversisporales; Gigasporaceae. The record is from the annotation of a GenBank genome assembly.
CCUUGAGAGUUUGAUGAAAAAUCUACAAAAACCUUUGGAUGUAUCAAUAUCGACCAUAAAGCGCAAUGACUGGGACAAAAUUCAAGCAGCUAUCGGUCUCAAGCUUGAGGCAAUUGAUUUGAAAUUUGAAUGA